Prorocentrum cordatum is the source of this 2508-nucleotide messenger RNA. The record is from the annotation of a GenBank genome assembly. Lineage: Eukaryota; Dinophyceae; Prorocentrales; Prorocentraceae.
AUGACCGCCCCACCGCUCUGCCACGGCGCCCGCGAGGCCACACGCCAGCGCGCCGCCGCCGACGCCACCACCAAGAUGGGGGUUGCCCAAACUUGUGGCGGCCGUGUGAUCUCUGGGCUCAGGAGGCGCUGGCUCGCCCCAGAAGCAGCCUCGAGGCACCGGCACCAGGACACCAAGUACAUCGCCGCCGUGGACUUCAACAGCCACGACUGCACGAACUACGAGUACGCCUACAUGGAGUACCACAGUCACUGCAUUGGGUACCUCGCCGGCGGAUGGCAGCCACUGGGCCUACACCCCGCGGUGGCGUACAUGGCAGACGCCCACGUCGAGGACAAGACCCAGGCGGCGGUCCGCGGCGGCAGGGCGCUGCCCUCCGAGGACUGCUUCGAGUCGGCCAUGUCCCUCGGCUGGAGGCAGGUUCCAGAAGAGUCAACAAAGCAGCCCGGGGCGAUGGGCCACCACUGCACGGUUCACAUCGCGCACAACCAGGAGCUGGACAUCUCCAGCAUCCGGGCCAGCUUCUCCCUCUUCCGGCCCGACCACCGCCAAUCCGGCGAGCGGCAGCCGGUGAGGGAGUUCGUGGACCAGGCCGUGGCCAAGGAGAUUGCGCAGAAGCGUAUGCGUGCCACGGCUGCCCCGAGCGGGCCAUGCUGGAGGCGGGCCGCGGCGGGCCUCCUUUUGACGGAUGACGCGGACGCGUCCCAGACCUCGCUGCCGCCCGGGACCCGCCUGCAUGGCCCAGGGUCGGCGAAGGACGGCAUCACGGGCCGCGCGCGCAUCAGCACGGUGAAGUCGCACGCAGGUGUCGACACGAGCGACAGACUUCCCGCGCGACUGGAGGCGCAGCAGGUCGUCGCGAACGUGGAGAUGCUCCGCGGCGUGGGCAAGGGGCCGACGACGAGGGCCGCGCGUGUCCACAGCGCGUUCAUUGGAGCGGCAUGGGCGCUGCUGCGCUUCGACGACCACAGUUGGCUCCCGCCGCAGCGCCUCGAUUUCGUGGACGGGAGACUGACGGCCACGCUGGCACGCAACGAAGCUAGAGGAACAGGAUGCAAGAUGCCGGAGCUGCCGCUCGCGGUAUUCCGCGGGUGCUACAUGCUGGACCCAGCGGAGCACGGACGUGGCAACUCCGACAUGGUAGCUGGACGAACAUACAGAUCCGCGACGGAGAGCAAGGUGGCCAUGCUCCACAAGAUCGGGGGCUGUGACUGGGCGAACGACAGGUCGCCGCUGAACUCGACCUACAUCGACGAUGCGCCAGACCCGAAAGACUUCGACGUGGCCUGCCAGAUGUGCGGCGCCGCCCGCGCGGCCGUGGGGCCCACCGGCGCGGCCGCCGGGCCCGCUGGUGGCCGCGGGGCGCUCGGCAGAUGCGCGCUCGGCGGCGCCGGCGCGGUGUGGCUGGCAGCGGCGGCGGCCCUCGGCGCAGCGCCGGAGGCGCGCGUCGCCCGCGCCUGCGGCGGCGCCGAGGCGGACGAGGAGGGCGCGCCGCCGCCGGGCGGCGACUCGGAGGAGGAGCAGGUCCGCAGGGCACGGCGCCGCCUGGAGAGGCUGGUCGGCGUGGGGAGCCCCCGCGCGGACGAGGAGCCCUUCUGGGCCUCCGCGGAGGUGGCGCUCGGCCGCGACGGCCUGCCGCCCGUGGGCGCCGUGCUGCUGGCCAACCCGGACGCGUUCGCGGCCGCCCCGGAGGUGCCCGCGGCUUGCCUCCGCACCGAGUUCCCGCCCCCGCCGCGCGGCGCCGAGCGGCGGGAGCGCGCGCAGCUGCCCGUGGUGCUCCUCACGAGGCGCGACGAGGAGGGCACCUUCGGGGUGCUCCUGUGCUGGUGGACGGGGAGACUGCUGGGCGACCUGAGGGGAGGCAACUUCGACGAGUUCAUGACGCGGCCGCUGUACUUCGGCGGGGGCUCUCGUCUCGAUGUGUGGUCGAUGCUGCACUCCUACCCCGACCUGCCCGGCGCGCGGCAGAUCACGGAGGACGGGCUGGCCGUGAGCCACGUCUUCGAGGACGCCCGCAGGUGGGUCGCAGACGGCCCAGGUUCUUCGCUGCGCUUCCGCUUCUUCCGCGACCAAGUGCACUGAGCACCGGGCUUCGAGGACGAGCUGGCGCCGCAGGCCGGAGCGUGGCUGCCGGUGCGGUGCAGCCGCGACUUGCUUCUGCGGGAGCCCGACUCGUCGUUCGAGGAGAGCGUCUGGGUCCAGCUCGCCGCGCGCGCGGGCGGGGCGCCCGCCGCGGCGGCGCGGCGCAGCCGCCUGCUGCCCGAGGGGCCGUGAGAGCCGAGCCGUGGGCGGCCCGCCGCGGGGGCCAGCGCUGCCUUUUUCGGGGGCUGCUCGCGGGCGGGAAACACGUCGAGCAGUGGCGAGGCGUCCGGACCUGCCUGUAGGGCCUCCCUAAUCGAAGGGUCUGCGUCUGCGAGGGCCAGCGGACCCCGCGCGGCAUGGCAUUGGACACUGUCAGCCAAGCGGUGGAAACGACGUUGCGGGGCAUCGAGGACAUCUCUGCCCUGG